Aspergillus heteromorphus CBS 117.55 is the source of this 995-nucleotide messenger RNA. RefSeq lists its product as uncharacterized. Lineage: Eukaryota; Fungi; Ascomycota; Eurotiomycetes; Eurotiales; Aspergillaceae. The record is from RefSeq and is a predicted model, not a curated record. Bases 52 to 816 code for a protein of 254 amino acids. The transcript has a single exon.
GUCCGAGGCUAUGGGCGAUGAUGCCUCCAUCUUCCAUCCUGUUCGCCGCCAAUGGUGGGGUUCGAUCGGAAGCCCGCAAUGACGCUGUUGGCGGCCUCAGGCCGGCGGCCUCCCGGGAAUCCCCGCGCCCAUCACAUGACAUCAUCCGAUCCGACCUGCCAGGCCGCAAGGCUGCAACAUGCUUGGUCGCCUGUCAAGGCUUCAAGGCGUCAACAGCAGGCUACGAAUAACCAAAUCCCUAAAACGGCAGGAACCAGACAGAGCAUUCUCUGUGUUCCUCAGGGUCUGCCCGAACCCAUCCCAUAUUUGGUACUCCGUCGUGGGGGUCGACAUCCGGCUGUACAAACCAACCCGUUCGGCUACUGGACCCUUUGGGCUCCUGUUCCCUCCGUGUUUCUUUCGUGCUUCAUCCCAACAUCGGAGAAAGCAGCGGGGAUCGCUCCUCCGGUCCGCUACUUACUUAUUCCAAUCAUUUCGCUGCUCUUCUGUCGGCCACGGCCUAGAACUGUCUGCCCCGGUCCAGCUGAUCUGAAAAGAACAAUAAUAUACAUAAGGUGGAGACCUGGACGACAACCCCCGGGUUGGGGAUGCCCUCAGCCCAUUGAGUACGAAUCCCGGAGCUCCCUCGGCGAAACGCUCUCCUGCAGCUCUCGUACGACUCCCACGCCGGUGUCCACCGCACCACGACCAACAAGAUUAGUACGGAGUACUAUCUAUCUAUUACUGUCUACGUACGUCGAAAGCAACCAGCCGAGGAGACGCUUUCCAGUAUCCACCUUAUCCGGAGAAAGGACGCCUAACGCUUUCUUACAUUGACUGGAGGGUUAACUGCAGGUCACAUCAUAACAAGAUAGUAGUAGGUGUAGUGGAAAUAGUACUAAUACAGAUAUAUCAAUUCGCGAGGGUAGAUAACAGGACUGUUACAAAAACUGGCUUAACUAGUGGAGAUCAUGCUCAUGUUCAUGCGUGAUUGCCGUUGACCUGCGGCGAGUUCU